This is a messenger RNA of Acipenser ruthenus (sterlet), 1157 nucleotides long. RefSeq lists its product as uncharacterized. The record is from RefSeq and is a predicted model, not a curated record. NCBI's taxonomy places the organism in Eukaryota, Metazoa, Chordata, Actinopteri, Acipenseriformes, Acipenseridae. The transcript is spliced from 6 exons. Bases 38 to 1009 code for a protein of 323 amino acids.
GUUUAAUUUAACAAACAGAUGUUAUCACGCUUAAUAAAUGAUUUGCUUCAUUUUCAUGCACGUAAGACAUGUUCAUUUUUGUUCUGUUAUAGUGACAUAUGAGAAGGUGCGCAAGAAACUGAGAAGGGCAACCGAAACAUCCGAUCUGAACACCACAGAUGAUGAACAAACACAGAAGCGGAAACCCUCUACAAAGCUGUCAUUUCUAGAAGAUGAAGAAGAUUUUUCCAUAAGCAAGAAUGUGAGAUCAUCACAAAGGAUGCCACUCUUGCCAACGCCACCUUUGUUUCCAACAACAGUAGCAUCACCCAGCAGCAGCAGCAGCAAGAACACCAGCAACAGUGAAGAUGGAAAUAUCAGCAGUGAUGACAGGAACUACAACAGCAACACCAGCAGCAAUGACACUGGAACUGGGAACAGGGACAAGAGCAGCUAUGUGCCUCUAUCAGACAGGGAUAGGAUGAUCUUCACCAUUUUAGAAGAAAUCAAGGGCCAGGGGAGACAAAACACCCUGAUGCUUCAGGCACUUCUCAAGCGGCAGCCUCAUGUAGAGCAAGAGCAUGGCAGCCUGCGCCUGGACGAAUUCCGGUUUCCUCUUGACACCAAGGAGGACAUUGACAGAGUGGAGAGGAUGUUAAUGGACCAGGCUACAGAAAAGGCACUGAUCACACACAUUUGUAGUCUUGGUGGCACCACAGCCGAUGACAUCAUCAGGCGCAUGAUGAGUCAUGUGCUGACCAACAAUCUGGCCAGAGGAUACAACUGGCUGGGGCGGGGAAACAAGAGCCCCUUUUCUGUCCUUGCACUGGCGAGAGUAAUCAAAGCUGCAGGCAAGAAGUCUUCUGUCACGGAGGCAGACACAGAGGCCAGGAUGAGGAGCUGGCUAAAGUACAGUGGAGACCGGGAUGGGGGGCGGAAGAGGAGGGCAGAAAAGAAAAAGGAUGCAGAGCCUGCAAAUGCUGCUACAAUUGCUGCUGCUAGUGCUGCCAGUGACAUUGAAGAAGAUUAAGAGAUUGUUUGAGCCAUCUUUUUGCAUUCUAGACAGAUAUUUGAACACAAAUAAGCUUAAUAAACACUGUUGAAUGUAAAGCUAGUUGUUUCUUUUUUCUUUCUUUCUCAAAUUCAAUUUGUUAUAGCUUUGGGCAGCGUCAUUCAUG